Molecule: messenger RNA, 2784 nt
Organism: Thunnus maccoyii (southern bluefin tuna)
Lineage: Eukaryota; Metazoa; Chordata; Actinopteri; Scombriformes; Scombridae
Product: protein NLRC3-like
Exons: 6
Coding region: 1-1650 (549 amino acids)
Source: RefSeq, a predicted model, not a curated record
AUGAUGAUCCUCCACACUUCAGUAGUGAACCUGGACCCUCGGACACAAAGACAUCCUGAAGGAUCCGGUCUCUACCAGCUGUGGACACUGGUUCUGCAGACAGUGCAUCACCUCAUACUGGGACCAGUCUGUUUCAUCAGGAGACUCUUCCUGUCCUCAGUGUGGAAAAAGAUCCAGAACAAGACCUGGACUGCAGACAAACAGUCAGGCCAGCACUCAGAUAGUGGUCUGCAGGAAGUUUUAGAUGAACAUAAGAUCAGUCUGAGGAGGAGAUGUGAAUGUGUGACUGAAGGAACUGAUGAAGCUGGAAGUGAAAUCCUCCUCAACAGUAUCUACACCCAGCUUGACAUCAUAGAGGAACAGAGAGAAGAGACCCUCCGUGACACUCCCAUCAAGUGUCAAGACAUCUUUAAAGUCUUACCUGACCAACAGAAACACAUCAGAGUCGUCCUGACGAAUGGCUUCGCUGUCUUCUGCUGGAUCACUGCUACAGUUCUCGAGCCCAUGUUGACUACAGACCAGAGAGGAGAGCUGCUGAAGACCCUGACUGACAAGUACUCACACUUCCUGCUGGUUCAGACAAGGAGGAAGAAGCAUAAGUAUGAUGAAGGACAUAAGACGAGCCCACAGGAGGUGACAGAGGCUGACAGGGAAGUUCUCCUGAAGCUGGGCAGGCUGGCGUUUGAACAUCUGGAGAAAGGAAACAUCAUGUUCUACCAAGAAGACCUGAAGCAGUGUGGUUGUCUUGAUGUCACAGAGGCCUCAGUGUUAUCAGGAGUUUGUACAGAGAUCUUCAAAAGAGAGAGUGCGUCCUUCCAGAAUACAGUCUACUGCUUUGUUCAUCUGAGCAUUCGGGAGUUUCUGGCUGCAGUCUACAUGUACCACUGUUACACCAGCAGGAACACAGAGGUACUGAAGGACUUUCUGGAUAUAAACUACAGUUACUCAACCCUUGAUGACUUCCUGAGGAAAGCCAUGGAGAAAUCUCUCAAAAGUAAAAGUGGCCACCUGGACCUGUUUGUUCGCUUCCUUCAUGGCCUCUCUCUGGAGUCCAACCAGAGUCUCUUAGGAGGCCUGCUGGGUCAGACAGAGACCAGUCCAGAAAUCAUCCAGAGAGCCAUCAACAACCUGAAGGAUAUGAGCAUGUGCAAUAUCCCUCCUGACAGAAGCAUCAACAUCUUUCACUGUCUGAUGGAGAUGAACGACCGCUCAGUACAUCAGGAGAUCCAAGAGUUCCUGAAGUUAGAGAACAGAUCAGAGAAGAAACUCUCUGAGUUCCAGUGCUCAGCUCUGGCCUACAUGCUGCAGAUGUCAGAGGAGGCUCUGGAUGAGUUGGACCUGAGAAUGUACAACACAUCACCUGAGGGACGACUGAGACUGAUCCCAGCUGUGAGGAACUGCAGAAAGGCUCAAUUUUCUCAGUGUGGACUCUCAGAGACUCACUGUGAAGUUGUGGCCUCAGCUCUGAAGUCCAACCCCUCCCCUCUGAGAGAACUGGAUCUGAGUGGAAACAACCUGAAUGAUUCAGGAGUGAAGCUGCUGUCUGCUGGACUGGGGAGCCCAAACUGUAGACUGAAGACUCUGAGACUCAGCGGUGCAGAUCACAGUCAAGUGUGCCCUGUGCAGUGCCAGGGGUGUGCCCAGCCUUGAGUACAGGGUGGGAAGCAACUUACCAGCUCUGAAUUAGAGCAACAAGCAGUAAUCAUUCCUUGAGUGGGGGUAGGAACAAACGCUUGACUGGGGUCAUCAGGUAGGCACCCUUCUUCCUUGGUGUUUCAUUGAUAGGCCCAUGACACUUCCAGAGGGCUCAACAGUGACACAUGGCAUCCCCGGUGUGACCCCCUCCGUUUUUACCACUCCUACUGGCUGAUGGUCAUCUUGCCACCCAGUUCUUGUCCUUUCUUUUCAGCCAGAGCCAGUUGCUGCUUUGACCUCUUUGGUACCUUUCCUACUGGUACAAAGGCCAUGUUGUUUGAAAAGCCGGGGAUUAGGGGAGAGAGGGCAUUGUUGUCAGUCCUCCUUUCUUCCAGUACUAGUGCCAGGUACCAAAGGACCUGGUUGUGCCUCCAGGUGUAGCGUCCUUGAGUGAGGCUGGUCUUGCAGCAGGUGAGUAUGUGCCACAUGGUUACUGGUGUUUAGCAAAGGAGACAUGAUGGGUCUUCCCCAAGCCACUAGUUCAAUUUUUUGGCACUGGGAAGAACAUCGUAGAUGGCUCUGAUGAUGAAGCUAAGUCUGCCUCCUUCCAUUUCCCAAAGAUCCUUCCAGGCAAGCUUCUGGUGUUCGAGGAUUUCCCAUCUUGUCCGCUGGCCCUGUUUUGUCUGUAAGACUGCCUUUGCACAUCAUUCUGCCUCCUCCUGCUCCUUCUGUUGCUGUAUCUAUUUUACCACAAGACCUCUCUUCUGGGCAGGUGCUGCUCUGUGCCAUGUGGGUUUACUUGUGCCUAGCCCAAAGCUGCCUCUUCCAUGCUGCACUUGGCCCACAAUGUCUCAAUGCCUAAGAGUGGAUUUUGCCUGCUGCACCACCUCAGUUGAGUUCCACUUUCUGUCUGCUGCCACUCUGGGAGCUGCUGCCUGUAUUGUGUCGUCCUGAGUUUUUGUCAGGGUCAUGUCCAGCCUUACCUUGGAGCAUUUGUAUUCUUCAGUAAGGCUAAUGAUAGUUCCAGAUGCCUGUUCCCAUACAAGCUGAUACUGUUGAGGUAUUGUGGGAGUCUGAGCCAUUUCUGAAUGUACAUACUGACUGUUCUCUGCAGCUUCUCAACUUUGGGAACCUCAUAGGUCAUCAGGG